Molecule: messenger RNA, 5279 nt
Organism: Mobula hypostoma (lesser devil ray)
Lineage: Eukaryota; Metazoa; Chordata; Chondrichthyes; Myliobatiformes; Myliobatidae
Gene: usta
Product: uronyl 2-sulfotransferase a
Exons: 8
Coding region: 90-1229 (379 amino acids)
Cellular component (GO): membrane
Molecular function (GO): sulfotransferase activity
Source: RefSeq, a predicted model, not a curated record
UGCCGCCUUUCAGACUGAGCGUUGGUCGCAGUGGUGCGGUGGCUGCCGAUGAGCUGUGAGUGGGCAGUCGGUGGCGGAGCGGGAGCCCGAUGGGAGGAGGGUCGGUGCGGGUGAGGCGACUGAUGAUGGUGCUGAGGAAGCUGCUCAAGUGUUCUCUGCGGGACUACGGUCUCUGCCUAGCCCUGGUGCUGCUGCUGAGCCUGGCCUCGCUCUGCUUCCAGCUCAACGGCGGCGCCCCGGCCCUGCUGCUGGAGCUCCGCAAAUACCUGGGCAGUUCUUCUUUUCUGGAUGGGUAUCAUCAUCAACCCCUCAAGGUUAUGCCUUUCCCCAGCCAGCUGGUAUACAACAGAGUUGGAAAAUGUGGAAGCCGGACAGUGGUGCAGCUGUUGAGGGUUCUAGCAGAGAGAAACCAUUUCAGCCUCAUAAAUUCAGACAUACACAACAAAACCAGGCUAAAUAAAAAUGAACAGAUGGAAUUAAUAAAUAACAUCAGUAUUGGAGAACAACCUUACUUGUAUACACGGCAUGUCCAUUUCCUCAACUUUACAAGGUUUGGUUUGGAGCAGCCUGUACAUAUCAACAUAAUCAGGGAUCCAAUUAAUCGGUUCGUGUCAAACUAUUUCUUCCGACGUUUUGGAGAUUGGCGAUCUGAACAAAAUCAUCAAAUCCGAACACCAGGGAUGAAAGAUGAAGAGCGAUACAUGGAUAUCAAUGACUGCAUUUUAGAAAAUUACCCUGAAUGCAACAAUCCCAGAGUAUUCUACAUUAUCCCUUAUUUUUGUGGGCAGCAUCCCAAAUGCAGAGACCCAGGGGAAUGGGCUCUACAGAGAGCUAAAGAGAACAUGAAUGAGAAUUACCUGCUUGUAGGAAUUCUAGAAGAGCUGGAAGAUGUACUGCUUUUACUGGAGCGAUUGUUACCUCAUUACUUCAAAGAUGCUAGCACUCUUUAUCACAGUGCAGAGUACAGAAAACUUGGAAAUGGGACAAUCACUGUGAAGAAACAGAAACCAUCCCCAGAAGCACUGGAAGUGCUGUUCCAACGAAUGCGGUAUGAAUAUGACUUCUAUAACUAUGUCAAGAAUCAGUUCCAUUUAUUGAAACGGAAAUUCGGCCUGAAGACUCGAGGCAGAGCUCCAUCUAGAGAGUACGUAACUCCAUCCCAAGUGGAAGGGCCUGACCAUAUACAUGAUGAUGACGAUGACACAUGGUUGAAAGACAUUUAUGGAUGAUUACAAGAAGUUACUUGUUGGGGGCCUCAGUGUGUCCUUUAUGUUGAAAACUCCACAAAGAACUGCAUUUGGUCAGGAGAAGCUGCAGUAUUGGUCUGUUCUGGAGAUUAGAUUAAAACAUUCACAAUUGCAGUCAGUCUUUGCCAGGCAGAUGUAUGUAACUUACACUUUUCAUGCUAUUGCAUGAUUUUAUUUUUUUUUCUGAAGUUUCUUUACCAACUGCUGUACCAGCAGGUAAGACACUUUUUUAACUACUAUAUCUGCAUUUUAAAAUAUAUAUUAAAGGAUUUAUUUAGUUACAUUUUUAAAAAUGUAAAGAAGAUAAUGCAUUUUAACAUUCUGAGGAAGGUAUUAAUCCAGUUAGAUACUAGCUCAUUUUCCGAAACUUUUGGAUCUUCAAACAGAAGAUAGCAUCCGAAGAAAUAAAGUUGGACUGGGGCAUUUUGUAGUAUUUUCAAGACUGUAUUCACAUUUGUGAUUUGUCAGAAAAUAAACAAUUUAAAAGGAUUGUAUGGUUGCAACAUUGACAAAAUGUAAUAUUUGUUAUAUUUUAUUUCAAACUUUGAACAGAAAUAUUUUUGUGACAAGUCUAAUUAACAGUACAUAGAAUGUACAAAACAGAAGCAGACCAUUUGAUCCAUUAAGUGUUGAUGUUCUACCAAAGUCUCUUCCCAUCAUUUCAAGUCCAAAUUGUCAAAAUAACCUUCAAUUUCCAUUGCUUGGACAUUUAGCCCCAUAAAUACAAAUGUAGCCCCCUCACCAGACUUGUAUGCAAAUUUGGUUUGCUGGCCAGCUCCACCUUUCACAAGCAACAAUAUGUCUAGGGUCGGUAUGAUUUGGGGUUCCACCAAACAGGAAUAUCAUGAUGUUCCGAUGAAAGAAACAUCGAUUUGAGCGAAUGCUGUGUAAAUACUGCCCAUACACAUUUGCCGAUCAGAAUACACCGCAUAAAAUUAUAAAGAAAGUAUAUUUACAAAUUUCAGUUUUAUCAGACAGUUAAUAGGAAAGAGAAACAAACAAAAAGGGCCCAUUACAGUUAGACCAGUCCAAUGAGCACAUAAAGUUGGAGCUCUCAUCCUGGAGUUGUGUUUACGCAUGCACUGGAUCCAUGGUCUACAUGAAAGCACACGCCACAUUCUGAUCUUAGCUCAAAAUCCAUCUGAAGCAAGCGAGCUGUCUCACAGGAGUACUGGCCCAUUCUUCCUGGAGCCAUUCAUCUGCAUGAAGCACUCUGUGCAACGGAGACUUGCCUUCCUGCAGUAUCCUGUGGCAUCUUUCCUUCUCUGCAUUUCCCGCCAAAAGCCCCAAACAAGACUGUGUCUGUCACACAUCUCCCUCUGUCCAGCUCUCUCUAGAACUUUCUCCCAAUUCUACCAUCCUGAUUGGCUGAAACAACAUUCUUAAGUUGAACAGCAGGGCUUCUUUAGCUGAAACAAACAUUUUCCGAACAGGACACACGCUCGCAGAAACUGCUAAAAUGAAAUACCUACAGCAUAGCAGUAGAAAUCUUAAUCAGGGCUUUACAUCUCUCUACCAUUUGUUUUAUUCAUUUGCUGUGGAAGCAGAUUUCAUGUUUUUGCCACAUUCUGGGUAAGGAGCUAUAUUUUAGGACGACUACCUGGAGUCUGAAAUCUGGAGCAACACGGGUUGCUAGAGGAAAGCAACAGGUCAGACCAUAUCUAUGGAGGGAAAUGGACAGUCAACACUUUGGGUCAAGUCCCUUCAUCUGGACUGAAAGAUAGAAUGGAGAUGACCAGACAAAACGAUGCAGGAAAUGGGUGAUCAAGAACUAGCAGAUGAUAGAUUGAUCCAGAUGAUGAGAGUGGGAGGGAAUGAUGUCAGAAACUGGGAGGAUGGGGGUGAAUGACAGAAGAGCUGAUUAAAAUGGAAUCUUAUAGGUGGAGCAUGGAAUAAAGGGAGGGAGGUAGAGCUGGGAACCAGUGGCAGCAUAUGUGCGUGAUGGAUCUAUACACCUAUAUUAACACAUGAUAUCAUAGUGAACUGUCCCACUGAGCAAAUCCAAGGAAGUUACACAACUUGUCAAUGCAAAGUCACAUCCCAUCAAGCACACCCAGAGGUACUACAAGCCAACUUGGAUGCAGAACACUACUCAUUUGACACUUGCAUCGAAUACUACUUUGACAGAUAUUGCAGGCAUUAGCUCCUUUUGACUCUGCAUCAACAUCAACUUUAACCCUGAAUGUACAACAACACUAUGAGUCUUUUCUCCUUCCUGACCAACUGGACUUAGGCUGAAUUCAUAGGAAAGUUUGCAAUUUUAGUCCUACAUAUUAGAAUCAAAGAUUCAAAUUACAUUUAUUAGUAAAGUAUGCAAUAUACAACUCUGAGAUUCAUCUUCCUAUAGACAGCCACGAAACCAAAGAAACCAAGCUAUGGAACCCUUUAAAAGAAAACAUAGCGAACCCCCAACACACAAAAAAAGGAACAAAUUGUGCAAACCGCAAAAAAACACAAGCGGAAAACUCGAUAUAAAACAUCAAACCACAAAUUAUCGAACCAGCCCAGGCAUAUUCAAUUCAGUUCAUUCUAGCUCUGUGUAGAUCGUUAACUUAACUAUAGGCCACAGACCUAGUCCAUCUGAUCAAAAUUUGCACAAAAUACCAACGAGAAAGGAGGAACCAGAAAGCAGAAGUACAUAAUAUGAACUAGCGUCCAAUCCACAAACCGCAUCGAUUAAACUUUGCCCAAGACCCAGGAUUCCAGCAGCAUCAAGCGCAAGGGAAAGAGACUAUUUGAACACAGGGACUUUCCUCCGAUAGCAGUGGACGAGAGAGUGUGAGAGACCUUCAAACGCAGACACGUUUCUCCAGCAGCAGUAAGCAAGAGGCUGGUAGAUGCCACUGAACACCUGUUCCAUGAUUUCAAUCUUCCUUGACACUUUAAUUGGCAAGAAAUGGAGUCGAUCAUGGGCUUGACCCCCUCCUCCAGGUCGCACACUUUGCUCAAAACCUCCCUCAGAGAUGACAAAGUACCAGAUUGCUCAAUUGGCCCGAAAACACACGACUAAAAUGCAGAUCAUAGGCUCCAAAAAAUAGCGGAACCAUAUUUGAAAGACAAGCAAGAGAAGUAGUUUUUUGAAUCAUCUGAAAAAUGUCGCCUUGGUCACGUUGUUCGCUGGCUCCACCUUCCCAGGUUGACUCUAUUAAAAUUUGGAUUGAAGUGUUCAGUAAACAAAAAAGUAGUUCCAUUUCAUCGCCUUAUAAUGGAUUUAAUCCCAGAAUUGAGAAGUGCCUGGCUGAAACCUUCACAAUCACUUUUUAUUCAUUCUAUCAGUUCGGGCUCAGGUCAUGCUGACAGACGGAGUGGCUGCUUCUUCGUGAUUUUGUAACGGAAAGUCAUUCCCAUCUCUUAAUCAAAUAUCUGCCAAGAUAACUUUCUAGUUUACAUUUCUCAUUAUCUCUCUUGCCUAGCAGUCUGCUCCUUCAUAUAGAAUCUACACCUUCCCACAUUUGAAUCAUGUAAUGUUUGGAUUUUUGUCUUAUUUCUAGGAAUGCCACAGUUGCUUUGUUAUUUUAGUAUUGAUAACUGUUUUUCAGCGACAUUGUAUUUACAUUAUUAUAAAUGUUGCUUUGAAAUGGUGUUGCUGAGCGAUUCCCAAUUCCUCAGCUCUCAAAACAAUGAAAAUUAUGACACCUCUUAGUCUUUUGCUCCAUUGUCAGGCAUUCAGCUAAUUCUGAUCAUGCCUGAACUCUAGCUCUCAACUCGUACUAGAUUCUCAGUGUUUCUCAGAUUUCUCAUUCAUACUUGGUAUUGCAUAUAUAUUCUGCAUAACUCUGUCAGUAGUUCUUGGGAUUGGUGCUAUCCGGAUUACACCAAGUGUUUGGAAAUCCUGAACAGGCUACUGGCAUCUACUGCCCAAAAUCUGUCCAAAUACAGUACAGACAAGAAAGGUUAUAUUUCUACAUGAGUUUAAGAAUCCAGAAGUCUUCAAAUUAAGUUUAAAAUUAAGGAUUGAUUUGGUCUUAAAACAUUCAUUUUCAAUGGUUGUUUGAUGAAAGAGGUACAAGAUAAAAGAGUCACAAUCAAUAG